This is a messenger RNA of Exaiptasia diaphana, 723 nucleotides long. RefSeq lists its product as uncharacterized. The transcript has a single exon. The record is from RefSeq and is a predicted model, not a curated record. Bases 1 to 723 code for a protein of 240 amino acids. Lineage: Eukaryota; Metazoa; Cnidaria; Anthozoa; Actiniaria; Aiptasiidae.
AUGGUUUUAUGUCGCUUAAAAGUUGGUUUGCUGGAAGAGGAUUUAGCUGCCAGAUUUGGUGUAGCCCAGAGCACUGUCUCUUCAAUUAUAAACACCUGGAUUAAGUUUAUCUUUUACAGGUUCAGAGAGCUUGAUGUGUUUCCCCCACGAGAGAUUGUUCAAUUACACAUGCCGGAAUGCUUUAAAAAAAAAUAUCCAAGCACAACUCUGAUAAUAGAUGCUACAGAAAUCUUCAUUGAAAAACCAAACAACCCAGAAGCCCAACAGCUAACUUUUUCUUCCUAUAAAAAUGCCAACACUCUAAAAGCUUUAGUUGGCAUUGUGCCAAAAGGGGGGAUAUCCUUUGUCUCAACACUGUUUGGUGGCAGCAUUUCAGAUAAGGAACUCACUGAAAAGUCAGGACUCAUUGAUAAACUACAAAGAAAUGAUGUCAUUAUGGCAGACCGUGGUUUCAACAUUAGUAAUUUACUAGCUGAGAAAGGAGUCAAAGUCAAUAUCCCACCGUUCAUGAAUGUAUCGGGCCAAUUUGAAGAAAGUGAACUUCUUGAAACCAGGCGAAUCGCCACAUUAAGAAUUCAUGUUGAGAGAGCUAUGGAGAGGAUCAAGAAUUUUCACAUUUUGGACUUUAUUCCCAUUACUUUAUGUCGAAAUGGCAUAAUUGACAUGAUCUUUUUUGUUUGUGCCAUGCUAUCAAAUUUUCAAAAGCCUUUAGUCAAUGGUUAA